UUUAAAAAGAAGUUUCAGCGCCAUGCGACAGUGCGUCGCCCUCUGCCUUUUGCUCCCGUUCACACUUGCGCUCCUUAUUCGGCCGAUGCGACGUAUUCGGACGCGGUUGCCCGUUCGAAAAUGCUGCCAUUGGCCGCGGCCGCUUACGGUAAAUCGCCACAAACGUGCCUUACGAACCGUUUCACAGAUGCUGUGCUGAAACGUCAGUUGAAUGUGAAAUGUGGUCCACUAGCAAAGGAUGAUGUAUGCUCUGGGUAUACGGCCGUUCUCAACGGCGAUAAGGCGAUUGUUCUCAGCUUCAGAGGUACAGACUCGUUUAUUCAGCUGGUCGUUGAAUCCGACCAAAGCGUGUUCAGCAGUCAGGUGGCAUGGAUCGCUGGCGGAAAGGCGUCCAAAUACUUCAGCGAUGCUUUCAUGAACUUGUGGAACGGUGGUAUGAAGGACGAUUUCAACACACUCAGAUCAAAAUAUCCCACAUAUCAGAUUUGGGUGACCGGGCAUUCUCUUGGAGGAGCGAUGGCCUCAUUAGCUGCCUCUUACAUUGUCGCCGCGAAGCUCGUGCCAGCUAACAACGUCGAACUGGUCACAUACGGCCAGCCACGAACUGGUAACAAGGAUUUUGCAGCAGCACAUGAUAGCCAGAUGGCGUACAGCUACCGUGUCACACAUUGGAGAGACGUUGUACCCCAUGUGCCACCAGAGAACCUAGAAGGCUAUCGUCACCACAAAUCUGAGGCUUUUUAUCACAAUGACAUGAAGGCCGGUGCCUCAUUCAAAGUUUGCGAUGCCGAUGAGGACAAAAACUGCAGCGAUGGCUUGGAUAUCACCGUAUCGGUCCCUGAUCACCUUCACUACUUCAACAUCGACGUCAGUGAAUACGGCGAGAAAGGCUGUAAAUAG
Ostertagia ostertagi is the source of this 900-nucleotide messenger RNA. The record is from the annotation of a GenBank genome assembly. Lineage: Eukaryota; Metazoa; Nematoda; Chromadorea; Rhabditida; Trichostrongylidae.